Loxodonta africana (African savanna elephant) is the source of this 1848-nucleotide messenger RNA. It is a transcript of the gene CNN2, whose product is annotated as calponin 2. The record is from RefSeq and is a predicted model, not a curated record. Gene Ontology annotation, cellular component: actin cytoskeleton; focal adhesion. The transcript has 7 exons. Gene Ontology annotation, biological process: actomyosin structure organization; actin filament organization. Lineage: Eukaryota; Metazoa; Chordata; Mammalia; Proboscidea; Elephantidae. Bases 70 to 999 code for a protein of 309 amino acids. Gene Ontology annotation, molecular function: actin filament binding.
CGCGCCCGCCCCAGGCCCCAGGCCCCAGGCCCCUCCGGUCCAGUCCGCGAGCCGCGGCCGCCGCCAGCCAUGAGCUCCACGCAGUUCAACAAGGGGCCUUCGUACGGGCUCUCGGCAGAGGUCAAGAACCGGCUCCUGUCUAAAUAUGACCCUCAGAGGGAGGUGGAGCUCCGAAGCUGGAUCGAAGAGCUCACAGGCCUCUCUAUUGGCCCCGACUUCCAGAAGGGCCUGAAGGAUGGAAUUAUCUUAUGCACACUCAUGAAUAAACUGCAGCCAGGCUCCGUCCCCAAGAUCAACCGCUCCAUGCAGAACUGGCACCAGCUAGAAAAUCUCUCCAACUUCAUCAAGGCCAUGGUCAGCUAUGGCAUGAACCCUGUGGACCUGUUCGAGGCCAACGACCUGUUUGAGAGUGGGAACAUGACCCAGGUGCAGGUGUCUCUUCUUGCCCUGGCAGGGAAGGCCAAGACAAAGGGUCUGCAGAGCGGCGUGGACAUUGGCGUCAAAUACUCGGAGAGGCAGGAGCGGAACUUUGACGACGCCACCAUGAAAGCGGGCCAGUGCGUCAUUGGGCUUCAGAUGGGCACCAACAAAUGUGCCAGCCAGUCGGGCAUGACAGCCUAUGGUAUGAGACGACACCUCUAUGACCCCAAGAACCACAUCCUGCCCCCCAUGGACCAUUCCACCAUCAGCCUCCAGAUGGGUACCAACAAGUGUGCCAGCCAGGUGGGCAUGACUGCCCCAGGGACCCGGCGGCACAUCUAUGACACCAAGCUGGGCACUGACAAGUGUGACAACUCCUCCAUGUCCCUGCAGAUGGGUUACACGCAGGGCGCCAACCAGAGCGGCCAGGUCUUUGGCCUGGGCCGGCAGAUCUAUGACCCCAAGUACUGUCCACAAGGCCCAGCGGCUGAUGGGGCUCCGGCGGGUGCCAGCGACUGCCCAGGCCCUGGGGAGGCCCCUGAGAUCCCCCCCUACUACCAGCAGGAGGCGGACUACUGAGGCGCUGCGCGUGAAGUCCCCCUGCAUCAUCACCUCCUCUGGGUUUUUGUGUGUUUUCCUCCUGUUUUUCUACAUGUUGGAUCGCUGCCAGCUGAGGGUCUGUGGGUGGCUGGGGGGGAGUGGGUAGGGGUGUGGUUCCCUCCCUCCCUUGGAUCCUUGGCAGAACUGAGCCACAGGCUGGGGGGGAGGGGAGGGGGGUUGGAGGAGUGGUCCCUGGCAAGGUACAGUCAGCUGCCCUGUCUCAGCUGGCCUGACCCUGAGCUGUGUGGGGGAAGGGGAGCCAGCCCCCAAUGGUUUCCGGUUGCAUCUCCCUCCCUUCCCUUUUCUCUGAAGAUCAGUUUGUGGUUUCUGUGACCACAGAACUUCAGGCAGUUUUUAAAGAAAGAAAAACACUUUUUUUUUCCCCCUCCAGGGGAAUGGUAGAAGGAGGGUGCUGGGAAAUGGAUCUCCAGGGAGAGGGCCUGGCCACCAGCCUGGAAUGUUUCCAGCAUCCUGACAGUCUAGGUUUCCCAGGAUCCUCAGAAAGCCAACUGUGACCCCACCUAGGACCCCUCAAUGGGGAAACUGAGGCCUAGACAGGACAAUGAAGUUCUGAGUUGUUGAGGCAAAGCCAGAUCCCCCAUGCUUGCCCCCACCCAACCCUUGGACCUUGGUUGGUUUCAGAUGUCACUGGGUGGCCCGUCCAGACUACCCAUCUCCCUGCCUUGCCCCCUUCUGAGAACUGCACAGGGUCCCCACUCAAGCUCUUCUUGAGACCAGCCCCCACCAGGAGCCCCGGGACCAUGAAAUAAUGUGAAAUACUGAUCGUGGACCAAAUUGCAAUAAAAACCUCUGUUUUUAGGAAAAGAA